Drosophila suzukii is the source of this 231-nucleotide messenger RNA. NCBI's taxonomy places the organism in Eukaryota, Metazoa, Arthropoda, Insecta, Diptera, Drosophilidae. The record is from RefSeq and is a predicted model, not a curated record.
AUGCAAUCCCCCAAUCGAAACCGGGAGGACUCUACUCGCAGCUCCAUUCGGAACAAACACGAAACGCCGCCAGAAAAGUUCAAGUCGGCCGGCGAAAGAAAUUUACAAGUGUUAAAUGUCGAACGCUUUUUGGCAGUGAGGGGAAAUGCGUGCUGGCCGGCUUUCGACACGAAGGCAACGCGGAAACGGUGGACAAAUGAACCCCAGGUUAAAGCACUUGGAAAAACAUAA